CGCAGCUGGAGCAGCCAAGCGGUGCCAGGCCAGGUGGGUACGUCAGUGGUCCUUCCGUGCCCGCGCCGGAGACCAGCCCCGGAAGCCGCCCGGGCCCGUCCCUGUGUCCGGCACCAUGAAGCAGGAGUCUGUAGCUGAGAACACCCCGCCCGCCUCACCGCCUCCCUUGCAGCCCCCCCAGGACGACUGCGACCCCCAAGCGUUGUGGAUUUUCGGGUACGGCUCCCUGGUGUGGAGGCCCGACUUCACCUACAGCGACAGCCGUGUGGGCUUCGUGCGCGGCUACAGCCGCCGCUUCUGGCAGGGAGACACCUUCCAUCGGGGCAGCGACAAGAUGCCUGGUCGUGUGGUGACCCUCCUUGAAGAUCGUGAGGGCUGCACUUGGGGUGUGGCGUACCAGGUGCAAGGUGAGCAGGUGAAUGAGGCCCUGAAGUACCUGAAUGUGCGGGAGGCAGUGCUUGGCAGCUAUGAUACCAAGGAGGUCACCUUCUACCCUCAAGAUACCCCUGACCAACCACUCAAGGCAUUGGCCUACGUGGCCACCCCGCAGAACCCUGGUUACCUGGGCCCUGCGCCUGAGGAGGCCAUCGCUACGCAGAUCCUGGCCUGCCGAGGCUUCUCUGGCCACAACCUUGAGUACUUGCUGCGCCUGGCAGACUUCAUGCAGCUUUGUGGGCCCCAGGCACAGGACGAGCACCUAGCAGCCAUCGUGGAUGCUGUAGGCACCAUGCUGCCCUGCUUCUGCCCCACUGAGCAGGCUUUGGCACUGGUCUGAGGGGCUGAGCCCCUACAUGGACACAGGGGCCAGGUCCCCACUCCAGUGCACACAGACAGACUUGAUAAUAGCUGGAGCCCACUGAGAAGACUUGGUGGGCCAACAGGGGCCUCUUUUAAGCCCCUGCCUGUCCGCCAGCCCCCAGAUCUCCUACCUGACACUGACUUACUACUUGAAACUUUAUUUAUUGCACCAUGUUGGUGUGGUGGGCAGGGUGGGGGGCCUGCCCUAGUUAUAGGGGCCCUGCUGAGCGGUGCCCCACCCCAGGCGCCUGGUGCCUGACCAGAUUCCCCCCAGUGCUGCUGCUAUCCCCAUACUACCCAGGCCUCCACCUCCCCAGGGAGC
Balaenoptera musculus (blue whale) is the source of this 1120-nucleotide messenger RNA. RefSeq names its product ChaC glutathione specific gamma-glutamylcyclotransferase 1 (gene CHAC1). NCBI's taxonomy places the organism in Eukaryota, Metazoa, Chordata, Mammalia, Artiodactyla, Balaenopteridae. The transcript has 3 exons. The coding region runs from base 116 to 775 and encodes 219 amino acids. Gene Ontology annotation, molecular function: gamma-glutamylcyclotransferase activity; glutathione specific gamma-glutamylcyclotransferase activity. Gene Ontology annotation, biological process: glutathione catabolic process. The record is from RefSeq and is a predicted model, not a curated record. Gene Ontology annotation, cellular component: cytoplasm.